AUUUUAGUUGCUAUUCAUUUUUUGGUUUGUUUGUGCAGUUUUGCUGUUCGCCGGCCGGCAGAGGAGCAGAAAGAAGUUUGAGUUGGAGGCCUCGGGGAAAGAAAUCCAAGGGUUCAAAGCUAUAAAAUAAUUCGAUGCACAGGCUGUCUAAAAAUGUCUACGUCGAGAGAUACAUCUAGGACCAGACAAGCCGAAGAAAAAUGCAUACCAAUUGUCAGCCUUGAACCUCAGCUACGCGAAUGGUGUAUUAGAGUGUUAGUUGCUGAAAAAACUCCCGUACGAACGCUUCAAUCUGGGAAGACACAGCUGAAGCUUGUAUUCAUCGAUAACGAGCACACUAAAAUACAAUGCAUAGUUUUCCACCCAGAUGCCCCAGAUUUAAACGAAGUUUUGAAAUUAUAUAAAACCUAUUAUAUCGGCAAUGGGAAAAUCAUACCACUGAAUAGAAAUUUUCCCAUCAUGGUGGAUUACAAGUACCAAAUGAUCCUCAACAGAAGUGCAUACAUCAAGGCAACUGAAAAAGAAGAAGAGCUUCCAUUAGACAAUAUUUAUCAGUUGACUCCAUUUGCACAGUUUCCGGAUUUCAUGGGCUCAUCAGAAGACAGAGUUGAUGUAUUAUGCAGUGUCAUACAUUUUCAUCCAGUGCAUUUUGUUGCAACAAAAGGGAAAAAUGUACAGGAAUUCGUCAUUGUAAAUCAAGAACGCUGCCCAAUGCUUCUCAGUCUCUGGGAAGAAUCUUUGCAUGAAGAAGGACAACGAUUGGUUAACAACAUUCACAAAAAUCCGGUCAUACUCGCUACAAGACUAGCUGUAACCUCUUUUCAUGGUAUCUCUGUUAAUGCACAGCCAAAUAGCGUACUUCUGUUUGACGCACCAAUUGCUGAAGCUCGAGAAUUAGAAUCAUGGGUCAUACAAUUUAGUUUCAUCCUUGCAAUUGCUCCACCAUUUGGUCUGUUGUUCAUCAUAGUAUUCUUUCAUUCAGAAGAAUGA
This is a messenger RNA of Oldenlandia corymbosa var. corymbosa, 990 nucleotides long. NCBI's taxonomy places the organism in Eukaryota, Viridiplantae, Streptophyta, Magnoliopsida, Gentianales, Rubiaceae. The record is from the annotation of a GenBank genome assembly.